This is a messenger RNA of Nymphaea colorata (pocket water lily), 490 nucleotides long. Its product is annotated as vacuolar protein sorting-associated protein 55 homolog. The transcript is spliced from 5 exons. The coding region runs from base 26 to 367 and encodes 113 amino acids. NCBI's taxonomy places the organism in Eukaryota, Viridiplantae, Streptophyta, Magnoliopsida, Nymphaeales, Nymphaeaceae. Gene Ontology annotation, biological process: late endosome to vacuole transport via multivesicular body sorting pathway. The record is from RefSeq and is a predicted model, not a curated record. Gene Ontology annotation, cellular component: endosome.
UCGAAGGCUUGCUGGACUUGCAUUUAUGUUUUCAGCAAGCAUUCUCCUGCAAAUAUUGGCUUGUGCCUUGUACAACAAUUGGUGGCCUUUGCUAUCAGCUCUCAUGUAUGUAUUGGUGCCUAUGCCCUGCCUAUUUUUUGGAGGGGGUUCAACUCAGUUUCUGAUUUCCAGGGAUGGCGGUGGAUGGAUGGAUGCAGCAAAAUUUCUGACUGGUGCUUCUGCUGUUGGAAGUAUUGCCAUCCCUGCAAUUUUAAGGCACGCCAAUUUGAUAGAGACGGGUGCCAUGUUCAUCGAGUUCACUUCCUUCUUCAUUCUUGUUUGCACAGUGUUAUGUUUCCAUAAAGUGAGCCUUGAAGAAGAUUGGUGAAGCUACUUGUAUUGCUUAACCAGUAAUUGUGCAAAAGAAGGGAAAUGUACCCUCCUUCUGGAAUCUGAAGAGGAUGAAUUUUUCAAAUUUAUAUUUUGUAUAAAAUACGAACACUUGAAGCUC